Coccidioides posadasii C735 delta SOWgp is the source of this 2544-nucleotide messenger RNA. RefSeq lists its product as uncharacterized. The record is from RefSeq and is a predicted model, not a curated record. NCBI's taxonomy places the organism in Eukaryota, Fungi, Ascomycota, Eurotiomycetes, Onygenales, Onygenaceae. Gene Ontology annotation, molecular function: structural molecule activity; protein binding; chromatin binding. Gene Ontology annotation, biological process: mitotic cell cycle; vesicle-mediated transport; DNA repair. Gene Ontology annotation, cellular component: membrane coat; nuclear replication fork.
AUGGCGCCGGAAAACGCCCGACCCAGAGGCAGACCUGCCCAUACACCGGGAACGACCGUUUUAUCAUACACUCCCAACGGACACAAAGUUGUCACAGGCGGUUCGAACUCCACAAUCCGAAUAUAUACGAUUGGGGAAGAUGGCGAGCCAAAGACGGUUGACGAGGGUGUGGAGGGUCACUUGGCAAUUGCCGCCCUGAAUGAUUCGUUUAUAAUGGGGGCAGAAGAUGGAACGGUUUGGCAGUAUGGACUGCCAGAUGGCCAAAUGGAUAAAAUGCUUGUCAGAUGUUCGUUGCCCGUGCGAGAUUUAGCCAUUUCGAAAGAUGGGGACUGGUUAGCGGUUGCCAGUGACGAGCUUGCCAUCAAGAUCGUCAACAUAGAGGAUAUGACACAAGUUAAGUAUUUACGAGAUCAGACAAAAGGUGUCAAACAUGUUACCUUCGACCCAAGCGGGAGAUAUGUCACAGUUUCUUGUUCCGAUGGAAUCAUCUACGUUUAUUCCUUCACAGAAACGGAGCCUUCGCUCAUACAGAAGAUCGACGGUGUUAUCCGAAGACUUGAGAAUGAGGACGAGGGUACAUCACAAGCCGUAUGGCAUCCCGAUGGAACGGCCUUCGCAGCUGUAGAGGCCACAAAGGAUAUCGUCGUGGUAUCUAGCAGAGACUGGACAAAGCAGAAAAGAUUUUCCAACGGGCAUACCGCAGAUAUUACGGCUCUCGCGUGGUCACCGAAUGGUGCACUCUUAGCAAGUGCAGGUGCAGACCGCCAGAUUGUGCUCUGGGAAACCCGAACCCAAAGUAUUCUUCGAAAAUACGACUUCGCGAAUGUAAUCAACCUUGCAUGGCACCCGGUUAACAACGAAGUCUCAUUUACGACCUCAGAUGGAGAGCUGUAUAUUCAUGAAGCUUUUGUCCCCUCAGAACAUCAGCGAUUACUUGAGAAAGCGUUGGAAAUUGCGCCUUUACUUUCCACCGGAGUCGAUAUUGGCAAUGAGCUUCCGAGUCGAACCAUUGCGAAUGGGGCUCGCAGGGAGAGGCAAGUUAGGAGAGGUACUCCUGAUUCUCUAGAUGAUAUAUUAGGACCCAUGGACGAAGACGACGAUUUCGUGGAGGAUGAUGAUGGCGCAGGUUAUGCUGAAGAUGUCAAUGGUUUUGGGAAGCGUAGCAAUGGUCAUCUGGGUGAUCCGUAUGGCCACGAUAAUAAGAGAAGAAUCGGAACAUCAUGGCAGCCGCAAGCACACGAGGCAUUUCAGCCUGGGAGCACGCCCUGGAGGGGCGGUAGAAGAUACCUAUGUCUGAACCUUGUAGGAUUUGUGUGGAGUGUUGACCAAGAAACCCACAACACUGUCACUGUGGAGUUCUAUGAUAGGGAGCGAUAUCGUGACUUCCACUUUACAGACCCAUUCCUGUAUGACAAGGCCUGCUUGAACGAGAAAGGAACCCUGUUCUCUUGCCAACCUUCAAAUGGAAAUCCCGCAAUCAUCUUCUAUCGCCCACAUGAGAUGUGGACGACCAGGGCCGAUUGGAAAACAGAGCUCCCCGAAGGAGAGGAAAUCACAGCAAUUGCAUUGAGCAAUUCCUAUAUUGCUGUAAGCACGUCAACAGACUAUGUUCGGAUCUAUACGUUAUUCGGUACUCCCUAUCGCGUCUACAGACAAAAAAGCCAAACUGUCACCUGUGCUGCUUGGAAAGAUUAUGUGCUGACUAUCGGAAACGGCCCAAUUGGCGGUGAUGGAAUCACAAAAUUAACAUACUCAAUAGAGAAUGUCAAAAAGGACCAAAUCUGCCAGAAUGAAGAUACUGUUUCCCUUGUACAAGGUACAGAACUUCGCAGUGUUUUCUUUUCAGAUAAGGGGGAUCCAUGUAUUUACGACUCAUCCGGGGUACUCUUGGUCCUGCAGCACUGGCGCAACCCUGGCCAAGCUAGAUGGGUGCCUCUCCUAGAUACAAAGCAGCUUGAUCGUGUCGCCUCUGGUAAGAAGCAAGAAACUUACUGGCCUGUCGCUGUGGCGGACGAUGUUUUCCACUGUAUCAUUUUGAAAGGAGGGGACAGAUAUCCAUACUUCCCGCGACCUCUACUCACACAGUUCGAAUUUGAGAUACCGAUAUCGUCGACCCGUAAAAGGCCAACAGGUGACGAUGAUGGCGACACCGAUAUGGAUGGAACAACCGCCAAAGAUGCCAAUCGCAAGCUUCAAGAGUCUUUUGUCAGAGCCAAUCUCGAAUCUAGCCUUUUGGAAGACUGUGUCGAAGCUGGAGAAGGUACUUCAGCGCAGGCUACAGAACAGCGGAGGAAGGAUGUGGAAAUUGACAAGCUCAUCUUGCAAAUGCUGGCGGUUGAAUGCCGGGAAGGGGAAGAGAGGGGUAUGAAAGCAUAUGAGCUUGUCACUUUGCUGCGAGACCGGACUGGGAAGAUUCUGGAGGCAGCUAGCAAAGUUGCUCAAAGAUAUGAACGGUUUGUCCUGGAUGAAAGGAUCAGGAAGCUCGCGGAGAACCGGCUUCUGGGCGAGGAUGACGGGAAUGACGACGAUGAUGACUUUGCAUGA